Molecule: messenger RNA, 1974 nt
Organism: Westerdykella ornata
Lineage: Eukaryota; Fungi; Ascomycota; Dothideomycetes; Pleosporales; Sporormiaceae
Product: arginyl-tRNA synthetase
Exons: 2
Coding region: 1-1974 (657 amino acids)
Biological process (GO): arginyl-tRNA aminoacylation; mitochondrial translation
Cellular component (GO): mitochondrion; cytoplasm
Molecular function (GO): ATP binding; arginine-tRNA ligase activity
Source: RefSeq, a predicted model, not a curated record
AUGGAUCCCCACGCGACCGACCAUACUCUCUCCAUCGCCGACAUCACCAGCACCCUCCAGAAAGUCGGCCUCUCCACCGUACCGCAAGAACGAAACACGUAUCCCGCCCUCAAUCCCUUCGACAUCUACCGUUCGCAUAUCUCGGAGCUGCUAGCGAAGCAGACAGGCAUUGAGGCUGCGACGAUAUACAAGACGCUGGCGUGGACGGCAAAGCCCGAGAAUGGAGAUUUGCAGAUGGCCGUGCCGGCGUUAAGGUUAAAGGGGAAGGAUAUGAAGGAGCUCGCAAAGGAGAUUGGUGAUAAUUUCCCCGAAUCCCCCCUCGUUGCCAAACCAGUCGUCAACGGUACCUUUGUUGGCUUCUUCUUCAAGCCCGCCGCGCUCACUUCGAUCGUUCUCCCGCAAAUCCUCAAAGCAGGCCCCACGUACGGCUUCAACCCCAACCUCGGCCUCAAGGACCCUAGCAACCCCGCCGCCGGCCGGAAGAAGGUCAUCGUCGAAUUCAGCUCCCCGAAUAUCGCGAAGCCGUUCCAUGCAGGGCAUCUCAGGAGUACGAUUAUUGGUGGGUUUCUGUCGAAUUUAUAUGAGGGUGCGGGAUGGGAUGUUGUUCGUAUGAACUACUUGGGCGAUUGGGGAAAGCAGUAUGGUGUCCUUGCCGUGGGCUUCGAUAAGUUCGGAUCCGAGGAGGAGUUGGAGAAGAACCCUAUCGGCCACUUGUACGAUGUGUACGUCAAGAUUAGCAAGAUUGCUGCUGACGAGGCAGACGCCGCGAAGGCGCUCAAGGCCGAGAUCGCCAAAGUGAGAGAGGAGGGCCAAGACGCAAGUGUGAAGGAGGCGGAAUUGAAGAAGAUUGAGGAGGAAGGCGUGGAUCAGCAGGCGAGGAACUACUUCAAGCGCAUGGUUGAUGGCGAGCCCACGGCGUUGGGUACCUGGAAGAAAUUCCGUGACUUGUCGAUUGCGAAGUAUAAGGAGACGUAUGCGAGGUUGAAUAUCCGGUAUGACGAUUACAGCGGCGAGAGCCAAGUGAAAGAGGAGAGCAUGGAGGAGGCAGCGCGGAUCAUGGCGGAGAAGGGCGUCUCGGAGGAGAGCGAGGGGGCUGUCAUUGUCGAUUUGACGAAGUACUCCAAGAAACUGGGUAAAGCCAUUAUCAAGAAAAAGGACGGCACUAGUUUAUACCUGACCCGCGACAUUGGCACGGCGAAGGAGCGCAUGGAAAAGUACCACUUCGAUAAGAUGAUCUAUGUGGUUGCAUCCCAGCAGGAUCUUCAUCUGGCGCAACUCUUCAAGAUCGAGGAGGCCAUGGGCUGGAAAGACAUUGCCGACAAAUGCCAGCACAUCAACUUCGGCAUGGUGUUGGGCAUGUCUACCCGCAAGGGAACCGCCAAGUUCCUCGACGACAUUCUGAGGGACGUGGGCGAGAAGAUGCACGACGUCAUGCGCAGCAACGCGGACAAGUACGCCCAGGUCGAAGACCCGGACAAGACGGCCGACGUGCUGGGCAUCUCAGCCGUCAUGGUGCAGGACAUGAAGGGCAAGCGCAUCAACAACUACCACUUCGACAUGGACCGCAUGACGAGCUUCGAGGGCGACACGGGACCGUACUUGCAGUACGCACACGCGCGACUCAACUCCAUCGAGCGCAAGGCCAGGGCCGCGCAUCCCGACCUCGCGGACGUGGAUUUCGCCACCCAGGUCGACUUCUCGCUGCUCACGGAACCCCAUGCGGUUGAUUUGGUGCGGCAGUUGGCGCUGUGGCCGGAUGUGUUCCUCAACACGGUCAAGACACAGGAGCCGACGACCGUCUUGACGUACCUGUUCAAGAUGGCGCAUAGUCUGAGCAGUAGUUAUGAUCACCUGCAGGUCGUAGGGAGUGAGCGGGAGACCAUGUUGGCGAGGUUGGCCUUGUAUGUGGCGGCGAGGCAGGUGUUGGGGAAUGGGAUGAGGUUGUUGGGGUUGACGCCUGUGGAGAGGAUGUAG